Megalopta genalis is the source of this 1710-nucleotide messenger RNA. RefSeq lists its product as uncharacterized. The record is from RefSeq and is a predicted model, not a curated record. NCBI's taxonomy places the organism in Eukaryota, Metazoa, Arthropoda, Insecta, Hymenoptera, Halictidae.
UUCGAACCGAUAAUCUGGUUAUUCAUUUGUCGUCUGUAAGACGAUUCUCAUCUACAACAGCUGUUUCACGUCGGCGUCGGUGCCCCGUUCGAGUAGCGACACUCCGCACAAAGGCACUUUGGAUCAUCUUAAUCUUAUCGUGUCUAGACGUUUCUGGUUAAUUGGAAACGAUAAGCAAAUGGUACAAAUUCCAUUACCACUUUUUAUACGUAUAAUUAGCACAAAAAUGAUUGAAUAGGCAAGUAUCUUUCAAAUUAGGUUCCGAUAUAGCUCGCACGAGAACGGAAAACAUGAAUAACAAAGUGUCGAUAUCCUUGAAAGACGUAUCGGCGGAUAAACUAAUUCCAGCUGAGAUUCGCACUGAUCUAAAACAGAAUGUUUUGUCUGCGGACAAAUUGAAGAACGUUGCUGUUAAUCACGACCGUCAGAUGGAGAUCGAAAAAAAAGAAACAAAAAGCAAGAAUGAAGAAAAGAAAGAAACAAAAAGCAAGAAUGAAGAAAAAAAAGAAACAAAAAGCAAGAAUGAAGAAAAAGUGCAAACACAAAAUCUGAGCAUGCCGUGUUGUAAAUUGGAGAAACCGAAAACCGAGAAUGUGAAACCAAAAUGUGUCGAAGUGGAGAAAACUAAAGGAAAAAUGGAGAUCACGGUAGCGAAAAAGUUGACCGGUGAUGCUAGUACGAAUCCAAUCAAAUCCUCGAAAUGCACAAUGAUCCCAAUCGUCAAAGGGUCGGGUGAACAAAAGCCAACUAAUGUUGCUGUUCCACGAAAGUAUCCUCCUUUGUCAAAGCCACUCUUAAAUGUACGUCCCCUUGUGUUGGCAACUCAUUUAGUGCCUUCAUUACCAAUUGGAUUGUUCGAAGUGCUUGUGGAAGCUAUCGAAGUUGCAACUGAGAAACCGGUCGUAUUGAUGUACGAGCCUAGAAGCCAUAGGCCAGUUGCAAAGGAUGUCGUUGAUAUUGCUAUCUUGCCAGCAAGCGAAGAGUGGGAAGAUGGUGAACUUUUGCCCGCAAGUUUCUGCUUCCAACACCAUCUGAAUAAAAAUAAUUCACCAUGUGUCUACGCCGAUGUCAUCGUAGCAACCGAUCGAGCUUCACAUGUUAAAGACAUCCUAGAUCUUCGUGGUCAUCGAUGUUCUCUGCCAGAUCGGAAAAAACAGAUUGGAGUAACAGCAUUGAUAUUUAAUUAUUUACACAGUAGAGGUGAAAAUCCGACCUUUUUUGGCAACACACUGGAUGCCGAAACGCAAGUUGCAGCUUUACAGAUGGUAGCAGGGAAACAAGCAGAAGUUGGAAUCAUAGAGUCGCCUGUUAUUAAGGGUCAAGAAGAUGCACUUCCAGGAAUCGACUCAGUUCAAAUUUUAACAAGUCUGGGACCAUUACCGCCAUAUCGCAUUAUGGUAAAAAAGACACUUUCAGGUGAUAUAACAAAACAGAUCACAAAUUAUCUGCUGAAUGUACAUCAGGACAAACAGUGGCUUGACAAAUUUGCUUCAUUUGGUGUUACAAGCUUUACAAAGAAUUCCACGAAUUAUUAUGAUCAAACGGAUGUGAAAUCUGUAGCUACAAGUGUGCCAUACUAUUAACCCUUAUUCUUCUUUUUACUAGAUUAUAUAAUAGAAACACGCGAUCGUAUCAUCCACUUCUUGUAUUUCUUUAGCUUUAUACUUUUCACAAGUUGUAAGUUUAAUAAAUACAAUAUUUUAAUAUUAA